CGUCGCGUGUUUCUAUUACCAUACGCACUCCCUUCUACUUGCAUGGUAUCAAUUACAAUAAUUACCAAGGUCUUUGAAUGGGUGUGAGGAAUCAAUAAAGCUUGCGAUCCAACCUAGGCCUUGGGGGAGAGUCCCCUUUGUCGCCGUCAAAAUGGGUAUUCAAGGGCUACUACCCUUGUUGAAGUCGAUUCAGAAACCGAUAGAAUUGAAGAAGUAUCAGGGAGAGACAUUUGGAGUUGACGCCUAUGGUUGGCUCCAUAGAGGUACUGUAUCAUGUGCCGCCGAGCUUGCUCAAGGCAAGCCCACCCGCAAAUAUGUGGACUUUGCAAUGGGCCGAGUCAAGAUGCUCCAGCAUUUUGGCAUUACACCAUACCUAGUCUUUGACGGCGGCUACCUCCCUAGCAAAGCCUCAACCGAGGCGUCUCGUGAAAGACGCCGAGAGGAAUCUAAGAAGGCCGGUAUCGAACUUCUCAAUGCAGGCAAAGCAGCAAACGCUCAAGCAUAUCUCCAAAAGGCUGUCGAUGUCACUCCGGAGAUGGCCCGACACCUAAUCGAAGAAUUAAAGAAAGUCGGAUUACCCUACGUGGUAGCACCAUACGAAGCCGAUCCCCAACUGGUUUACUUGGAACAACAAGGACACAUCAGUGGAAUUCUUUCAGAGGAUUCUGACCUUCUCGUGUUCGGUGCCAAACGGCUUUUGACCAAACUUGAUCCGUAUGGGAGGUGUAUCGAGAUCAAUCGUCGCGAUUUCUGCGCUUGUCGCGAGGUGUCUCUAACGGGUUGGACAGACAGUCAGUUUCGUCAGAUGGCUAUCCUAAGUGGUUGUGAUUAUCUCGCGAGCAUUAACAAUCUUGGGUUAAAGACUGCGCAUAGGAUGCUACGCAAGCACAAGACGCCUGAUCGAGUUGUUCGCAUGUUGGAAUUCGAUGGAAAAUAUCGGGUUCCGCCUGGUUACCUGGAAAUGUUUCGCCAAGCUGAACAGACCUUCCUAUACCAGUGGGUGUUUUGCCCGAAAGCCAACGAACUAGUUCAUUUCAGCGACCCUGGUCCGGACAUCAAAGCACAUGAGCUUCCAUUCAUUGGCCCAUUCAUUGAACCAGAAGUUGCUAGAGGCAUUGCAGUCGGCGAUGUGAAUCCUAUCACAAAGCUACCGAUUGUACUUAUGCCCCGUCCUUCUCCACGGAAACGGACGGCAUCAGGCGGAACUCCCGCUAUCUCACAACAGACAAGGGUGCCCCCAGAGAAACCCAUUGAUUCUUACUUCAAGGGUCACCGACGAAUUCCGCUUGGUGAAAUGGAUGCAAAUUGCUUCACAGUGAACCCUGCACGUUUAUCCACUCUAACAGAUAAUGGGAAUCGACCAAUCGUGUACCCUCUUCCUCGACCAUAUGUUCAAGAGGAUCGCCGAGCGUCUUCUGUAAACCCGCGCAAUUAUAUAUCCCGCCCCGAAAACUCAUCUCGUACUCUGCGACGUCGAACUGAGCCGGUGUCUAAUCUUCUCAACAACGCCGGUCAACUUGCGCCAAGCGCACCACAACGUCAAGCCACCGAGGCAGGAACCAAUGCCGCGAGUAACUUGCAAAAUAUUGGUACCAAUCCCACUCGACCGUCUAAGAAGGCACGUCUAUGCGACGAUGGCAGCUCGGGGCUAAGCCCCAGUAAGAAGAGCAAGUUUUUUUCGGCAAAAAGUACGAGCAAUACGGGUGGUAAACAGGGCCUUGGCUAUCUAAUGUCCGACGACUCUAUCGAGGAGGCUCUGAUAGACCUGCCAGAUGUCGGUGGCUGGGGGAAAUCGGUCAAGGGGCAGAAGGAAGUGGCCGUUUAUGAGGAGGAACAAUCAGCCAAUAUUGAACUGUCUAAGGAUGACACCAAGGAGGAGUCGACUUCGAGCAUACUGAGUAGUUCGGGCAUUGUGGAGCGAUACGCAUACAUGCCAAGUAGCUCACUUAACUUGUCGACCAAUGGACACAGCCAACCACGACGCCAAAGCAGCUCUGCUUCUCGCAGGAGUUCGCUUAUUGAUCUGACCCCAACAUCCUCUGUCACGACUUCUACCCCGUUUAGCUCAACUAAUUAUCCAUCGACGGCCAAGACGACACCGGGUACGACACGCUUAACACCUCUUGAGCGACUCGGUAUCCAGGCUUUGGGCCGUAAUAAGCAACCUUCGACACCAACAUUCACGGCACCCCGAUCCGUGAAACGCUCUAGCUUGGGACGACCCAGUCUCGAUUCGCUGCCGAUUAAUCCGGCAUUUGUGCCUCUACCACCGGUAGAUUUAGAGGAGGUGGAGGCAUUGCAUCAGCCUCUCGGCAGCGAGGACAUGAUACUACCCGAGAAUGAAGAUGAGGACUUAGAGGUAGAUGAGGGUCAGGAGAACGUGGGGGAAGGGAAAAGGAGGAGAGGCGGAAAGAAGAUAGACUUGUCAAAAUUCCUUUUCGCUUAGUCGACAAGUCUCUUUCUAGACCGCACCGGGUAUCAAUGUGUCACCUUGCUUCAUAAUAGACAAUGCACAUUAGGUACGAUAUGCACUUUACACACCGGUUCGCGAGGGAAUAGAGGGCGCACAUCGGUCUUCAUCAGCAUGGCGCUGGAGUUUAAAUUUUAAGGGUGGCGACGGAGUUAAAAGGCGUCCUGCAAGAGUCCUUAUGAGUUCUCCGGAUCAGGAACAAAAAGGGCCAUAAAGUCAAGCACCUAUGCAAGAUAUCCUCACAGGGAACAUGAGAAGCAAAUUAAGACGCAUAUCAAUUAUAAGGAUUGCAAAUACAUACAUGCUCUGAUUGCUACUUGAUAUUCUCCGGGUUGAUUGUAUGGAUGGGUGUACUCUGCGUAGUUUGUCAUUAUAUGACUAACUAAACGUUUUUAACAUGAUAUCUAAGGCGUUUGAUUCAAGCUUAAAACUGCAAAUAGGGGUAUAUCAUCCCUUAAGUACGUACAUGUAAGUUG
Messenger RNA from Annulohypoxylon truncatum, 2946 nucleotides. RefSeq lists its product as uncharacterized. The record is from RefSeq and is a predicted model, not a curated record. Gene Ontology annotation, cellular component: nucleus. The transcript is spliced from 4 exons. Gene Ontology annotation, biological process: DNA recombination; mismatch repair; DNA double-strand break processing. Lineage: Eukaryota; Fungi; Ascomycota; Sordariomycetes; Xylariales; Hypoxylaceae. Bases 152 to 2446 code for a protein of 764 amino acids. Gene Ontology annotation, molecular function: 5'-3' DNA exonuclease activity; metal ion binding; 5'-flap endonuclease activity.